This is a messenger RNA of Vitis vinifera (wine grape), 6852 nucleotides long. RefSeq names its product E3 ubiquitin-protein ligase UPL3. The coding region runs from base 607 to 6297 and encodes 1896 amino acids. The record is from RefSeq and is a predicted model, not a curated record. The transcript has 17 exons. Gene Ontology annotation, biological process: protein polyubiquitination; proteasome-mediated ubiquitin-dependent protein catabolic process. Gene Ontology annotation, molecular function: protein binding; ubiquitin protein ligase activity. NCBI's taxonomy places the organism in Eukaryota, Viridiplantae, Streptophyta, Magnoliopsida, Vitales, Vitaceae.
ACGCCUUUUGUGGGAGAAGGAUUCACCGCCAUCCAUGCAAAUCAAACCCACCUUUGAUCUUCAUUCACAAUUUCAUAUAUUAUAUAUAUGUCUACAAAACUCAUGUAUGUUUUAUAGCUAUAUAUAUAUAUGGGUUUAUGCAUGUGGGUGUGUGAAUGAAAAAUUGGAAAAUAGUCUCUCUUGUUCUUUAUUGAAGAGCGAUGGCUAGGGUUUCUAUUCGUCUCUAAUUCUCUGUAUUGUUUUGUUUCUCUUUUCUCUUUCUUGGGGACUUACCUUUGUUUGUGAAUCGGAACCUUUGAUUAAUUAGCUUAAGAAUUACCUAGUUGUUUGUUUGAAUCGGGGGGAGUUUGGGUGGGAGAGCCUAGGGUUUGUGAUUUGGGGGGUUUUGGUGUUGUGGGAGCUGAUUGGUGUCUGGGUUGGGAGGAAUCUAGGGUUUGUGAUCUGGGGUUUUGGUGUGGUUGAGGUGGGGAGGGAAAGAUUGAAUCUUGGGGAUUGUUUUUGUUGGUGGGGUUUUGAAGAUGGUGGGGAAUCGUGGAUCGGGUGCCGUCUGAUCGCCGCUUUCCCGGUGGCGAGCAACCGUCCGAUUUGAGGGGUGGGGGCUUUUGUAUGGAAACUCGGAGCCGCAAGCGGGCGGAGGCGUCCUCAGCAGCCCCUUCUUCUGGACCCACCACCCGGUCGAGCAAGCGACCUCGUAUCUCCUCUUCUUCUUCUUCGACGAUCCCAAUUUCAUCGAUCUCGACUCGCUCUCGCGUGUCUAGGUCUCAAGACUCAUUGGCUUCGUCUACCCCCAUGGACUCAACCAAUGAAUCCUCCGGUUCUGCUGCCCGUGGCCGCCGUGGUCGCAAUCAGGGCGGUGAUAAAGAUAAUUCCGAUAAAGGAAAGGAGAAGGAGCAUGAAGUUAGGGUUAGGGACAGGGACAGGGACAGGGAUAGGGACAGAGAAGCGGCGGAGAGGGCAUUAGGCUUGAAUAUAGAUGGUGGGGGAGGUGGCGAUGACGAUGACAAUGACAGCGAAGGCGGUGCAGGAAUUUUGCAUCAGAAUUUCACCUCUGCUAGCAGUGCCCUCCAAGGGCUGCUUCGUAAACUAGGGGCUGGGUUGGAUGAUCUGCUGCCGUCUUCUGCGAUGGGCUCCGCGUCUUCCUCUCACCAGAGCGGCCGGUUGAAGAAGAUUUUGUCGGGGUUGAGGGCGGAUGGUGAAGAGGGAAGGCAGGUGGAGGCCUUGACACAGCUUUGUGAGAUGCUUUCCAUUGGUACUGAGGAGUCACUCAGUACAUUUUCAGUGGAUUCCUUCGUGCCGGUGCUCGUGGGUUUGCUCAAUCAUGAGAGCAAUCCCGAUAUUAUGCUUCUUGCGGCCCGGGCAUUGACCCAUUUAUGUGAUGUGCUGCCUUCUUCAUGUGCAGCAGUAGUGCAUUAUGGUGCAGUUUCAUGCUUCUGUGCUAGGUUACUCACAAUUGAGUAUAUGGACUUGGCUGAACAGUCUUUGCAAGCUCUUAAGAAGAUAUCUCAGGAACACCCAACUGCCUGCUUGCGAGCUGGAGCACUCAUGGCAGUGCUUUCAUAUCUGGAUUUCUUCUCCACGGGGGUCCAGCGAGUGGCCUUGUCUACAGCUGCAAAUAUGUGCAAGAAACUCCCUUCAGAUGCAGCUGACUUUGUGAUGGAAGCUGUCCCUCUGUUGACGAACCUUCUGCAGUAUCAUGAUGCUAAGGUGUUAGAACAUGCUUCUGUUUGCUUGACUCGAAUUGCUGAAGCAUUUGCUUCAUCUCCGGAUAAAUUGGAUGAACUAUGCAAUCAUGGACUAGUUGACCAAGCUGCCUCUCUCAUUUCCACCAGUAAUUCUGGGGGUGGGCAGGCAUCCCUUAGCACGCCGACGUACACGGGGUUAAUCCGACUUCUUUCUACAUGUGCAAGUGGGUCUCCUUUGGGAGCCAAAACUCUGCUUCUCCUAGGUAUCAGUGGCAUUCUUAAAGAUAUAUUAUCAGGUUCUGGCCUUGUUGCAAGCAUAUCUGUUUCACCUGCUAUAAGUCGACCGCCUGAGCAGAUUUUUGAGAUCGUUAACCUUGCAAAUGAGCUGCUGCCUCCACUUCCAGAAGGAAUCAUUUCUCUUCCAGCUAGCUCCAAUCUUCUUGUUAAAGGGACUCUUGUGAAGAAGGCUCCAUCUAGCAGUUCUGGGAAACAGGAAGAUGUCAAUGGAAAUGUGCCUGAGGUUUCUGCUCGUGAGAAACUAUUAAAUGAUCAGCCCGAGCUUCUGCAGCAAUUUGGAAUGGACCUUCUUCCUGUUCUAAUACAGAUCUAUGGAUCCAGUGUGAAUGGCCCUGUUCGCCAUAAAUGUUUGUCAGUUAUUGGAAAAUUAAUGUACUUCAGCACCGCAGAUAUGAUCCAGUCUUUGAUUAGUGUGACAAACAUAUCAAGUUUCUUAGCUGGUGUUUUAGCAUGGAAAGAUCCUCAAGUGUUGGUUCCUGCCCUCCAAAUAGCUGAGAUCCUGAUGGAAAAACUUCCUGGGACGUUUUCCAAGAUGUUUGUGAGGGAAGGUGUUGUUCAUGCUAUAGAUACAUUAAUUUUGGCUGGGUCUCAAAAUGCAGUUUCUGUUCAACCAUCUUCCAAUGAGAAGGAUAAUGAUUCUAUAACUGGAACAUCACGGUCUAGGCGUUAUCGAAAACGUGGUGGUAACCCAAAUCCAGAUGCAAAUUCCUUGGAAGAACCCAAAACUUCUGUUUCUGUAACUAUUGGUUCACCUCCAAGUUCGGUAGAAAUUCCCACUUCUAAUUCUAAUCUUCGCACCACAGUAAGUGCAUGUGCAAAAGCUUUCAAAGACAAGUACUUCCCUUCAGAUCCUGGCUGUGCUGAAGCUGGAGUUACGGAUGAUCUUCUACAUUUAAAGAAUCUUUGCAUGAGGUUGAGUUCUGGAAUUGAUGAUCACAAGACCAAAGCAAAGGGAAAGUCUAAAGCUUCUGGGCAUCGCCUUAUUGACACAUCUACUAAUAAAGAGGAGAAUUUGACUGCAGUGUUAUCCGAGAUGUUAGCUGAACUAAGCAAAGGGGAUGGUGUAUCCACCUUUGAGUUUAUUGGUAGUGGAGUUGUUGCUGCUUUGCUGAACUAUUUUUCUUGUGGACACUUCUCUAAGGAGAGAAUUUCAGAGGCUAAUCUGUCCAAGUUUCGGACCCAAGCACUUAAAAGAUUUAAGUCUUUUGUUGCAAUUGCCCUUCCAUCCAAUAUUGAUGGAAGGAAUGCUGCUCCUAUGACUGUCUUAGUUCAGAAACUUCAAAAUGCUUUAUCCUCCUUGGAACGUUUUCCAGUGGUGCUUAGCCAUUCAUCUAGAUCUUCUAGCGGAAAUGCACGUCUCUCUUCUGGACUAAGUGCAUUGUCUCAACCAUUCAAGCUGCGGCUUUGUCGAGCCCAAGGGGAAAAAUCUCUCCGCGAUUAUUCUUCCAAUGUUGUACUGAUUGACCCAUUAGCUAGUUUAGCAGCUGUUGAGGACUUUCUUUGGCCCCGAGUUCAACGUGGUGACACUGGGCAGAAGCCCUCAGCAUCUGCAGGAAAUUCAGAGUCUGGGACCACGCCAACUGGGGCUGGUGCUUCAUCGCCAUCUACUUCUACUCCUGCUUCCACUGCUCGUCGUCAUUCCACUAGAUCCAGAACAUCUGUGAAUAUAGCUGACACAGCUAGAAAAGAACCUCCACUGGAGAAAACCCCAAGCUCAUCAAAGGGCAAGGGUAAAGCAGUUCUCAAACCUGCCCAGGAGGAUGCAAGAGGACCUCAAACAAGAAAUGCAGCUCGUAGAAGGGCAUCUCUAGAUAAAGAUGCACAGCUGAAACCUGUGGGAGAUUCUAGUUCUGAGGAUGAAGAGUUGGAUAUAUCUCCUGUUGAGAUUGAUGAUGCAUUAGUUAUUGAAGAUGAUGAUAUCUCAGAUGACGAAGAUGAUGACCAUGAUGAUGUGCUAAGAGAUGAUUCUCUACCUGUUUGCAUGCCAGACAAAGUGCAUGAUGUGAAAUUGGGUGACUCAGCUGAAGAUAGUAAUAAUGCUCCUGCAACAAGUGAUAGUCAGACCAAUGCAGCUUCCGGUUCUAGUAGCAGAGCUGCUGCAGUUAAGGGUUUGGACUCCACUGAGUUUAGGAGUGGGAACUCUUUUGGUUCAAGGGGGGCAAUGUCAUUUGCUGCUGCUGCAAUGGCAGGACUUGCAUCUGCAAAUGGUAGAGGUAUCAGGGGAGGCAGAGAUCGGCAUGGACGCCCUCUAUUUGGUUCUAGUGAUCCUCCUAGAUUAAUAUUUUCUGCAGGCGGGAAGCAGCUUAAUAGGCACUUAACAAUUUAUCAGGCCAUCCAACGCCAACUUGUGCUAGAUGAGGACGAUGAUGAAAGAUACAAUGGCAGUGAUUUUAUAUCUAGUGAUGGUAGCAGGUUAUGGAGUGAUAUUUAUACUAUCACAUACCAAAGGGCAGACGCUCAAGCUGACAGAGCUUUGGUAGGAGGAUCAAGUUCUGCUACCCAGUCAAGAUCUACCAGAGCUGGGUCUGGUUCUAGUUCUAAUACUGACAUGUCACUUCAUCGAAUGUCGCUCCUAGAUAGCAUCUUGCAGGGUGAACUUCCUUGUGAUUUGGAAAAAUCUAAUCCUACUUACAAUAUAAUGGCAUUGUUGCGGGUACUGGAGGGUUUGAACCAACUUGCGCCUCGCUUAAGAGUCCAGGCAGUAUCUGAUGAUUUCUCUGAAGGGAAGAUUUCUUGUCUAGAUGAGCUUAGUGCAACUGGUGCCAGGGUUCCAUAUGAGGAAUUUAUCAAUAGCAAGCUAACUCCGAAGUUGGCCCGCCAAAUCCAGGAUGCUCUUGCACUGUGUAGUGGUAGUCUUCCAUCGUGGUGUUACCAGGUGACAAAAGCAUGUCCAUUCUUGUUUCCUUUUGAGACCCGGCGACAGUAUUUCUACUCAACUGCUUUUGGAUUGUCACGUGCUUUAUAUCGGCUCCAGCAGCAACAAGGUGCAGAUGGUCAUGGAUCAACAAAUGAAAGAAUUGGGAGAUUGCAGCGCCAAAAAGUUCGUGUCUCAAGAAACCGCAUUUUAGACUCUGCUGCAAAAGUCAUGGAGAUGUAUUCUAGCCAAAAGGCUGUUCUUGAAGUAGAAUAUUUUGGUGAAGUUGGCACUGGAUUAGGUCCUACAUUGGAGUUCUAUACCCUUCUAAGUCAUGACCUACAGAAGGUUGGGCUUGGCAUGUGGAGGUCAAAUUUUUCACCAGAUAAACAAUCAAUGGAAAUUGAUGGAGAUGAACUGAAAAAUGGAAAAACAGAUAAUAUCUCUAGGUUGAGUCCUGCUGCCAGCGAUAUUGUCCAAGCUCCCCUUGGGUUGUUCCCUCGGCCCUGGCCUCCAAAUGCUGAUGCUUCUGAUGGUAGCCAAUUCUCUAAGGUUAUUGAACAUUUUCGCUUGGUUGGGCGUGUGAUUGCCAAAGCCCUUCAAGAUGGGCGGCUCUUGGACCUGCCAUUAUCGACAGCACUUUACAAGCUUGUGCUUGGUCAAGAGCUUGAUUUGCAUGAUAUUCUUUCUUUUGAUGCCGAUUUUGGGAAGAUCUUGCAAGAACUACAAGUCCUUGUUAGUCGGAAACAGUAUCUAGAAUCGACGGGUGGUGAUAAUCAGGAUGCGAUUGCUAAUUUAUGUUUCCGUGGGGCGCCAAUAGAAGAUCUCUGUCUGGAUUUCACUCUUCCUGGUUAUCCAGACUACAUUUUGAAACCAGGAGAAGAAAAUGUGGAUAUUAAUAACUUGGAGGAAUAUAUAUCUUUGGUCGUUGAUGCAACCGUUAAAACUGGAAUUAUGCGGCAAAUGGAAGCAUUUAGAUCAGGUUUCAAUCAGGUUUUUGACAUCACAUCUCUACAAAUAUUCUCUCCGGAUGAAUUGGAUUAUUUGCUAUGUGGCAGAAGAGAGUUGUGGGAGGCUGAGACACUUGUUGAUCACAUAAAGUUCGAUCAUGGAUACACCGCCAAGAGCCCUGCAAUCAUUAAUUUACUUGAGAUUAUGGGAGAAUUCAACCCAGAGCAGCAGCGGGCCUUCUGCCAGUUCGUCACUGGCGCACCUAGACUGCCGCCUGGUGGUCUGGCAGUGCUGAAUCCAAAGCUGACUAUUGUCAGAAAGCAUUCUUCGAGCACAGUCAGCACAGCAGCCAAUGGUAGUUCUGGCCCAUCGGAAUCAGCGGAUGAUGACUUGCCCAGUGUCAUGACAUGUGCUAAUUACCUCAAGCUUCCUCCGUACUCUACCAAGGAAAUCAUGUACAAGAAACUUCUGUAUGCGAUCAGCGAGGGACAGGGGUCUUUUGAUUUGUCAUGAGUCUCUCCAAAACUAACCAAUUGACCUGUGUAUAUCACAUCACAUCACCACAAUGUCAGGGUCAAUUCUCUUCAGGCUAAUUUUUGACAUUGGGAGGUAGUAGCCAUCCUCUUCUGCUGCUCAAAUAAUAUGGCUUCUUUUUGGAAAAACCCUUCAAGGUUAGUUUCAAUUUUCUCAUGGAUGAUGCUGUCUGAUUGAAUUUUGUCCAGGGAUUGAUGGUAUGGACCCCAUUGUCUUGGUCAUAAAAAUUAUCCUGUAAAGUUCCAACCCUUUUUGCAGAUUCAUCCAUCCAUCCAUCCUCCUUUUGAUUAGUUUUUUGCAAAUGUCCUUGAAUGUGUGAGGUCUUGUUCAGGUCAGUGACAGCAAACAUGAUUAGAGAGAGCUUUGAAGGGUGGGGAAAUUUGCGGAUCUCUAUUCGGCUGCUAAAUGCUUUGUAAAUAAAAAUAGGAAAAUCUUGAUUCUUCUUAUUGGCUGGUAGGAGUAUACAUGUAUGCCCCAAACAUGAAUGAUAUAAAGGGAAAAAUAAAUCCAUUCAGACAUUGUUUUUGGCUUUCA